Messenger RNA from Geodia barretti, 1613 nucleotides. The record is from the annotation of a GenBank genome assembly. Lineage: Eukaryota; Metazoa; Porifera; Demospongiae; Tetractinellida; Geodiidae.
CCCACGCGCAGUGUGGCGCAGACCUUUGCAUGGAGUAGGGAGGCUGGCGCAUUGAAGGUGGACACCCUUGCGUGGUGUAUGGUGGCUGGCGCACACACCCUCGCGCAGUGUAGGGAGGCUGGGCACAGACCCUUGCGUGGAGUAGGGAGGCUGGCACAAUGAAUGAACAGAUACAUGCAUGGGCAGGUGCAAUGAAGGUGCAGACCCUCGCGCAGUAUAUGGAGGCUCGCACAAUGAAGGUGGACACCCUCGCGCAGUAUAGGGAGGCUGGCACAAUGAAUGAACAGAUACAUGCAUGGGCAGGUGCAAUGAAGGUGAAGACCCCGGCGUGGUGUACAUAUGUAAGUGUGUUUAUAUAAAGAUGGAGGAUAAAAGUGAAGGCUCUGUUAUGGUUUAAAAAGUCAUCACAAACAUUAUCCAGUAAGGGUGGGCAGUAUAAACAAGCUUACUUUCACUGUCACCUUUUCAUCAUUAACGAUAAGAAUACACCUGGUGCACACUGUUUUCUAUUUCAAGUUUAGUAGGAAGUGUUCACACUUUUCGUAGAUAGAUAAAGGCGAAGAAGCAAAACCAUUUAGCAAAAGGGAGAUGGAGAAAACGGUCUACCUCGCAGUGUUUUUUUGUCACUGGAGCCAUGGUUUGGAUCUGGACAGGAUUAACGCUGUUGUUGGAAUGAACUGCAGUUACUACCUCCAACACCAACAGCACUCUGCUAGGAUGGGUGGUAGCUUUAACUCCACUAGUAUUGCUUUCGGUGACAUCCCACAAUUAGACUGCCAACCAUGGUUUUUGCCAUCACAGAAGAAUGAUUGUGCGCCAGGAAAUCGCUUUGGAGAGGUACUGCAGGUUCGGCCAGGCACCAACCAGACCCUGCUGCUUCCUUUCUACUGCAUGACUACUUCUGAGAACCUCACGCAACAUAGAGAUGUUAUGGGAGGCUGCCUCUUUACCACCAGUAUCCCACAAGAAAUGCGGUUCUUCCCCCUCCCGUGCAACAUCUCAGAGCUGAACCAGUUCAUGUGUGCAGACCUGAACAGAGAGGGACAGUUGUGUGGGAGGUGUCAGGAUGGCUAUGCUCCACCGGUCUAUUCAUAUGCUCUCCACUGUGUCAACUGCACUGACUAUGGCUACCAAAACUGGCUCAAGUACGUAGCAGUUGCAUUUGGUCCUCUCACUGCCUUCUGUGUCAUCAUCAUAGUCUUUCACAUCAGUGCCACCUCUCCAUACCUCCACGGAUACAUUCUCUUCUGUCAACUGUUCUCCUUGCCAAUCAUCUAUCGCUUAUUUCUAACUAGUCAUGGCUACAUGUAUUAUAAAGUACAAGAUGGUCCGUGAAGAUUUACAGUAGUUUCAUCAGCAUAUGGAAUCUUGAUUUCUUCCGUCUGGUGUACGAGCCAUUCUGUCUCCAUCCAGACAUGACUGUCAUACAGAGUCUGACACUUGACUAUCUGGUUGCACUUUACCCUCUCCUUUUAGUAGCCAUCACAUACUCCCUUGUUUAUCUGUAUGGCAGAAACUGGAAGGUGGUAGUUUUUCUUUGGAAACCACUUCGCAGAAUACUGAGACCACUCUUUCGUGAUCUGGACAUUAGAGCUACUCUGAUAGAGUCCUUU